UUUUCAUUUUUAUUAUACCGACCGUAAACCUCUCACCUUAUCCCCAUCCUCUUCAUCCUCACUCACCUUCUUCAAUCUUCACCAUCAUAACAAUGGCCUGUUCUUCUUCAUUCAUAGGCAUCUCCUCCAUAUUCCACAAAAACCCAUCCCUAGAAAUACUCUCCACAACAAAAUUCUCCACUUUACAUCUUCCCCAUUUCACUUCCCUAAAAUCUGCCUCUAGACCCCACCAUAACACCGCCGGCGCAACUGGUGGUUCUGGGUUCGUUACGGCGGCGACUGCCACCCCCAAUAAUAUUCUAACUGAGAAGGCCUUCGGUGUGUUUGACGAAGACAAUUUGUAUGAUGAUGAUGAUGAUGAGUCUGAGGUUAAAUUUGAUGAAGAUGGUGGUGGUGAUGGUGAGCUUGCUGUUAGUAAAUUGGGUUUGCCUCAAAGGCUAGUUCAGAGUCUUGAGAAAAGAGGGAUUACUAGUCUGUUUCCAAUUCAGCGAGCCGUAUUGGUCCCUGCACUAGAAGGUAGAGAUAUAAUCGCACGUGCCAAAACUGGAACAGGGAAGACAUUAGCUUUCGGUAUUCCUAUAAUCAAAAGACUUACCGAAGACGAUGAAGCAAGAAUUUCUCCAAGGCGCACUCAACGACUUCCGAGAGUUUUAGUACUUGCACCUACAAGGGAAUUAGCAAGGCAAGUAGAAACAGAGAUUAAAGAGUCUGCCCCGUAUUUGAGCACCGUUUGUGUGUAUGGUGGUGUGUCGUAUACUUCACAACAAAAUGCAUUGUCUCGUGGGGUCGAUGUUGUGGUUGGCACGCCCGGAAGACUUAUCGAUUUGAUCGGAAGUAAUAGCCUAAAGUUAGGGGAGGUUCAGUUCUUGGUUCUUGAUGAAGCUGAUCAAAUGCUCGCUGUUGGUUUUGAGGAAGACGUUGAACAUAUUUUAGAGAAGCUUCCGUCAGAGAGGCAAAGCAUGCUUUUCUCAGCAACUAUGCCCGGUUGGGUCAAGAAACUCUCGAGGAAAUAUUUGAAUAAUCCGUUGACAAUUGAUCUAGUUGGCGAUCAAGAUGAAAAGCUAGCAGAGGGUAUCAAGCUGUAUGCUAUACCAACGACCACAACGUCAAAACGGACGAUACUUGGUGAUCUUGUCACGGUGUAUGCAAAGGGUGGGAAGACCAUUGUUUUCACUCAAACAAAAAGGGAUGCCGAUGAGGUAUCUAUGGCGUUGACUAAUAGUAUUACUUCUGAGGCGUUACACGGUGACAUAUCGCAACAUCAAAGGGAAAGAACCUUGAAUGGAUUUCGACAAGGAAAGUUUACUGUGCUUGUUGCUACCGAUGUUGCUUCUCGUGGCCUUGAUAUACCCAACGUUGAUUUAGUUAUCCACUAUGAACUACCAAACGAUCCCGAAACUUUUGUGCACCGAUCUGGUAGAACGGGGCGUGCAGGGAAGGAAGGCACAGUCAUUUUGAUGUUCACAAAUAGUCAGAGGAGAACAAUUAGAUCUCUUGAGCGUGACGUAGGAUGCAAGUUCGACUUCAUAAAUCCGCCAGCUGUGGAAGACGUAUUGGAAUCUUCCGCUCAGCAAGUUGUUGCUACCCUAUCAGGUGUCCAUCAAGAGUCCAUACAGUUCUUCACUCCAACCGCACAAAAACUUAUUGAAGAACAGGGUGCAAGCGCUCUUGCUGCAGCCCUGGCACAGUUGAGCGGUUUCUCAAAGCCUCCGUCAUCCCGUUCUCUUAUCUCACACGAUCAGGGAUGGACUACGUUGCAACUGACUCGGGAUCCUGCUUUAUCAAGAGGAUUCAUGUCAGCUAGAACGGUUACUGGAUUCUUGGCUGAUGUUUAUAAAACCGCUGCUGAUGAACUCGGAAAAAUACAUAUAAUUGCAGAUGAAAUGGUUCAGGGAGCGGUCUUUGAUCUUCCGGAAGAGAUUGCGAAAGAGCUACUAAACAAGGACUUGCCACCUGGCAACACUGUUACAAAAAUCACAAAGUUGCCUGCAUUGCAAGAUGAUGGUCCGGCGGGUGACUUUUACGGUAGGUUUUCUAACAAGGAGAGAAGUUCACGAGGGGGAGGUUCUAGAAGGGGUGGUUGGGGUAGCAGUGGCGGCAGUCGGUUCUCUUCAAAUGAUGAAGGGGAUAGCUUCAGGCGAGGUGGUAGGAGUGGCGGCAGAGGCGGCUCUAGAAGUGGUGGAGGAAGUGAUUGGUUAAUUGGUGAAAGACGAUCUUCACGCUCUCCUUCCUUUGGGACUAGGGGCUCUGGCUCUUCAUCUCGGACUAGAGACAGAAACUUCGAUGGGGCAUGUUUCCACUGUGGACGGUCUGGGCACAGGGCAUCUGAAUGUCCCAGUAAGCAAGAUUACUAGUUUGCCCCUUUUUCCUAUUUAGAGCCCAAACGUUCAUAGAUCUGUCUUAGCCAUCGCUGCUCGUUUAAAAGAGGUACGAAGGCUGACUGACAAGAAACAAAAAUGGUACGCGUGGUGGAUGCUGAAAGUAAGGUCUUUAGGUGGCAGCAGCCCUCUUUUACCUGAUAUUUUAGCAGCAUUUUUGAUAUCAUGAUUUGUCCAACUUAAUUAUAACAUUUAUUUAUUGCUCGAGUGUGAGUAGUCUCUCUUUUUAGAAAUUGGAAGUUAAGAUUUGCGUUUAUUGCGCGUCGCUUCCCAUAACAAAACGAAGCAACUAGUAGUAUACAGAUUUUUGCGGAUGAUGAUAAAGUUGAUUGUGCUUA
Molecule: messenger RNA, 2716 nt
Organism: Helianthus annuus (common sunflower)
Lineage: Eukaryota; Viridiplantae; Streptophyta; Magnoliopsida; Asterales; Asteraceae
Product: DEAD-box ATP-dependent RNA helicase 3, chloroplastic
Exons: 10
Coding region: 93-2354 (753 amino acids)
Molecular function (GO): helicase activity; ATP binding; RNA binding
Source: RefSeq, a predicted model, not a curated record